AUGGACAAAUGGUGCGAACAAAAGUAUGUCGGCAAGGGCGAUAUUAAGCUCAUGUUGGCUGGCAAGCCACCAAAGUAUCGCCUAGCACCGCAGAUGUACUGCGCUGUACCAAGCGCCAUGAUUUCAGCCACGACUCUGCCUAAAAAGCAGGAGACAGUGCCAUCGAACGAGCCUGCAGUCAACCAUAAUGCCUUCAUUGCUGCACCAUCGAAGUACGCAGAGGCGGAGCGCCUACCCAGAAUACCAUAUCGCGACCUCGAAAAUGCACACGCGAUGUUCAGCGGAGUGGCAGACACCACCAACCAUGAACUAGAGACCGGGUCACGCAACGACUUCCUCAAGAAACUAUUCGGCUGGGACGAUGUCACACGCUAG
Fulvia fulva is the source of this 375-nucleotide messenger RNA. RefSeq lists its product as uncharacterized. The coding region runs from base 1 to 375 and encodes 124 amino acids. The record is from RefSeq and is a predicted model, not a curated record. NCBI's taxonomy places the organism in Eukaryota, Fungi, Ascomycota, Dothideomycetes, Mycosphaerellales, Mycosphaerellaceae. The transcript has a single exon.